Racocetra persica is the source of this 166-nucleotide messenger RNA. NCBI's taxonomy places the organism in Eukaryota, Fungi, Glomeromycota, Glomeromycetes, Diversisporales, Gigasporaceae. The record is from the annotation of a GenBank genome assembly.
CUGACAAAGAUGACAAGAUAACGAACUCUGAUGAACGAGAACAAUGGAAAGGUCGACAUCUUUCGGUAGAAAGAUCAGAUGAAGCAUGGUGGAUAUAUGGGGGGCCUGAGGAAGUUGAGCAUCGUCGAUGUGCACCAGGAUAUUUUAUUAAUGAUUCUUCGACGUG